Messenger RNA from Guillardia theta CCMP2712, 237 nucleotides. RefSeq lists its product as hypothetical. The annotation marks the transcript as partial. The transcript has a single exon. NCBI's taxonomy places the organism in Eukaryota, Cryptophyceae, Pyrenomonadales, Geminigeraceae. Gene Ontology annotation, molecular function: protein binding. The record is from RefSeq and is a predicted model, not a curated record.
AGCGAUCGCAUCAAAGACGAAGGAAACAAACUUUUGAUGGCUGGCGACUAUGAAUCCGCCAUAACCAAGUAUACAAGGAGUUUGGAAAGGAACCCAAAGAACGCCAUAUCGUUCGCUAACCGCGCUCAGGCAUACAUCUCUACCAGUAGCUAUGAGAAGGCUGUGGAGGACUGCAACCGUUGUCUUGAAAUCGAUCCGAGAUACGUGAAAGCUUACUUGAGGAGAUCGACUGCCUAU